GUCAGCCAGUCAGUCAAUUAGUUACUUCUGCUGCUGCGGGGCUUCUUCCUCUCUCGGCCGAAACUGCAUGGAAAGAGAGAGAGGGGGAGAGAGAGAGAGAGAGCCUCCUUCUGCGGACUUUCCCAGUUGCCCUGGAGAGCCCGGAUCCCGCCCCUUUCCUUCGCCCCGUUCUCUUGCGCGCUUGCUGCCAAACUCUCCUCUUCGGGGCCGGGAGCGGGACUGGGAAGUGCGCCUUCUCUCAACUGGGGGUCCGGAGGCGUCAUGUGACCAGAGACCCCCCUGCAUUAUGAGGGAGAGGGAAAGUGGGCAGCAUCCCACCCGGCGCCAGGUGCUGCGACUCCUCUCCUGCCUCUUCCUGCUCUGGACCAAAGAGAGCGCCGCCCUGGCCGACUUCGCAGGUUACCUAACCAAACUUCUGCAAAACCACACUGUGUAUGCCUGCGAUGGUGAACAAUUGCAUCUGCAGUGUCCUCGACAUUCAACAAUAAGUGUCCAAUCUGCAUAUUAUGGUCAAGCUUACCAAUUGUGUAGCGCACAGCAGCCUGAAGCCAUGAUGAGAGAGUCCCUAAACUGUGUGACAUCUACUACCUUUCAGAAAAUACUGGAUGAAUGCCAGGACCUGAGAGUCUGCCAGCUCCUUGUCAAUAGUCGGGUUUUCGGACCUGAUCUAUGUCCAGGAAUCACUAAAUACCUCCUAGUCUCCUUUAAAUGCAAGCCUACUGAAUACAAAACAAGAUCAGUGUGUGAAAACGAAGAACUGAAACUCCACUGCAAAGAAUCAAAAUUCCUGAACAUCUAUUCUGCCUCGUAUGGCAGAUCAGCACAUGAGAAGGACAUCUGCUCUACAGAAAUGGGUCGCCUCCCCCAAUUUGAUUGCUUUUCCUAUUCAGCUUUAGAAGUAUUAUCAAAGAAGUGUUAUGGAAAACAGAGGUGUAAAAUCAUUGCAAACAGUCAUAACUUUGGAAGACCCUGCCUCCCUGGCGUGAAAAAAUAUCUCAAUGUCAGCUAUGCAUGUGUUCCCAAAUUCAUAUUAGCAGCAGUUGAUCCAACGAUAACUGAUCUACAGUCUUCUCAGAAGCCAAACAAAGAUAAAGAUUUUGAUCCACGGGAAUCAAGAUUUCCAAAGAAAGAUGGGAUUAUAGUUAGCAACAGUCUGGCUACUUUUGCUUACAUUAGAGAUCACCCUGAAAGAGCUGCUCUCUUGUUUGUGUCUAGUGUCUGUGUUGGCCUGGUGCUCACGCUCUGUGCGCUGGUGGUACACGUUUCCUGUUCUAAUGACCUAGAAAACUUGCGGAGGAUAAAAAAGCAUUUGGCGCCAGAGGACAAAGCUGAUGAAAAUGGCAAAGAAGAGGAGGAAGAGGAGGAAGAGGAGGAGGAGGAAGACGAAGAAGAAAGAGAUGACUCUUCAGAUUCAGACUUUCCUGAUGGCUUCUGCAGGACUCCAUAUUCAGCUUUUUAUUCAAUAGACUCAGCUGAGCUUGCUGAAAGGAUAGAGCGUCGAGAACAGAUCAUCCAGGAAAUCUGGAUGAACAGUGGUUUGGAUGCAUCUCCUACUAGAAGCCUCAGUCCAUUUUAUAUCAAUGAACAGGAGUGCAUUUGUUUUGGAUAGCAUCAGCUGUUUUUCUGAACACAAAGGGGUACCUUCUGUGAAGGAACAUUUGCAACUCUAUGUUAUAAUUAUUUGGAAUAUUCUAUUAUUACUAAUUAUUAAAAAAUCUUUUAAAUAUU
Anolis carolinensis (green anole) is the source of this 1728-nucleotide messenger RNA. RefSeq names its product eva-1 homolog C (gene eva1c). Gene Ontology annotation, molecular function: heparin binding; carbohydrate binding. Lineage: Eukaryota; Metazoa; Chordata; Lepidosauria; Squamata; Anolidae. The record is from RefSeq and is a predicted model, not a curated record. The transcript has 8 exons. Bases 68 to 1609 code for a protein of 513 amino acids. Gene Ontology annotation, cellular component: extracellular region.